CCCUGCAUUCACUAUAUCUGGGCUCCCUGGACCCUGCAUUCACUAUAUCUGGUCUCCCCGGACCCUGCAUUCACUAUAUCCGGUCUCCCCGGACCCUGCAUUCACUAUAUCCGGUCUCCCCGGACCCUGCAUUCACUAUAUCUGCUCUCCCCAGACCCUGCAUUCACUAUAUCUGGUCUCCCCGGACCCUGCAUUCAUUAUAUCCGGUGUCCCCGGACCCUGCAUUCAUUAUAUCUGGUCUCCCCGGACCCUGCAUUCACUAUAUCUGGUCUCCCCAGACCCUGCAUUCACUAUAUCCGCUCUCCCCGGACCCUGCAUUCACUCUAUCUGGUCUCCCCGGACCCUGCAUUCACUCUAUCUGGUCUCCCCGGACCCUGCAUUCACUCUAUCUGGUCUCCCCGGACCCUGCAUUCACUCUAUCUGGUCUCCCCGGACCCUGCAUUCACUAUAUCUGGUCUCCCAGGACCCUGCAUUCACUAUAUCUGGUCUCCCUGGACCCUGCAUUCACUAUAUCUGGUCUCCCUGGACCCUGCAUUCACUAUAUCUGGUCUCCCAGGACCCUGCAUUCACUAUAUCUGCUCUCCCACAGUACACACAACAUGGAAAUGCAAAUAUUUUAGUAAAUUUAAAUUGCUAAAUACCUUUUCUCAUCAGCAGUAUAUAGCAGUCUUGUGACUUCUAUCAGUGUUCAGCAGAGCACUGGUUAAAGCUUGUAGGAAAGUUUUCGUUCUGCUCUAGGAGGAUGCAAAACCUUUGACUUCUGUCUGGACAGUGCUGAUUGGCCCUGUGCUGAUCAUAUGCGCUCUCCCAAGAAAAAAAAAAAAACCUCUAUAGCAAUACACACUAAACUGAGCAUGCGCAGAAUGGCUAUGGUUCAAUCUGUCUUAUCAGGAGAUAAGAUGUGGACCUUUAAAUGGGAGGAGGAUUCUAGAAGACAGGAUCAAACAGCCUUUUUACACAAUGCAGAGGAUUAA
Staurois parvus is the source of this 974-nucleotide messenger RNA. NCBI's taxonomy places the organism in Eukaryota, Metazoa, Chordata, Amphibia, Anura, Ranidae. The record is from the annotation of a GenBank genome assembly.